CGUACGGUGGCCGAACCGAAAAGGAAGGGGACAGCGAACCAAGAGGCCAAAGGUUGCUUGCUAACUCUCAGCCACUUGUUAGAAGGAAGUGCAGCUUUAUUGUCGGGGGGAAUCAACAGGAAGGAAAAAAGAAGGUAGAUUUUUCUAUUCUAUUUCCUCCUUUGAUAAGGAUUGGCUUUAAGUGAUAGAGGAUGUGAUUGGAAUUAAUUUUUUAUUUGGGUAAUUUUAUUGUGUCAACAUACUUGUGUGCGUUUACUUUUGAUUAUGGCCUAUGCAGUUGAUGACUUUAUUUUUCUGUAGAACAACUUGUGUUGAUGGAUUGGUUAGUGGCUUUAAGAAUUAAGGCUCAUUCUAAACGUAGUUUGGGUUCUAUAGAUGAAUAUUAGUUCGUUUAAUAUUUUCUUAUGGGUAAUUGUUGUGCUGUUUGAACAGAGCUUGGGUUUGAUGGUGAAGUUGAGCAAUCUUUGGGUUUGAAUUGAUUGGUUUAACUUCGACAUAUAUAUAGAUUACAAAUAACUUCUCAGAGUAAAACCAACUUGAUGAAUUCAUGCGUGAUGUUUUGAAAGCUCUGAAUUGGUUAUAUGGGCUUAUUAUCUAUAUUGUUGAAUUGUUUCUUCAAUUUGAUCAGAUAUGAAUUCCCUAUACAAUUCAUAUGCAUCGUUGCUCAUGAGUGAUGAAUUAGACGAUGAUCAUCAUAUUGAUCAAUUGGAUUCACAAAUUCCAUCCGAGGUUGUGCCUUCAACAAGAACUAGUCGAAGAAGUCAAAAUUUCUCAAUUGACGAUGAUAAACUCCUUGUGUCCGCUUGGCUAAAUACCAGCAAAGAUUCAAUUCAAGGGAAUGCUCAAAAUUCUAACAGAUAUUGGCAAAGAAUUAAUGAAUUUUUCAACACCCAUGGAGGCCCCCGCACCCAAGCAUCGCUAAAACAAAGGUGGAUUGACAUUAACAAGAAGUGUCAAAAAUUUUCUGGAUAUUUAAGCCAAAUUGAAGGAAGACACCCUAGCGGACAAACCGAACAAGGAAUGCUUGAUAAUGCAAAAUCCAUGUACGCUAAAUUAGAGCGUAAACCAUUUAUGCUUGAACAUUGUUGAAUUUUAUUGAAGGAAGAAGUCAAAUGGCAAGAAACUCUCUCAAACAAGAGGCAUAAGACUUCUAGUGUCUCCCUACAUGACACUCACGAGUCAUCGAUUGGCGGAGAUGAUGAUGAACGUUCAAUUAAUCAAGAUAGACCAUUAGGCACAAAGGCCGCAAAAAAACUUGCUACAAGUGGAUCAAAGUCCUCCAUUUCGGAUGAGAUCUUGAAAGAGAAAAUUGAUGUCGAACGCGCAAAAUUUGAACAACGUGACAGAGCUCUACUUGAACAACAACGAAAUAGAGAGCUAAAAGAAAGGGAGAUGGAGAGGAAUUGGGAAAUUGAAGUUAUGUCUAAAGACCUUAAAGGCAUGGAUCCCAUGGUGGCUGAGUAUUGGAAGAAUGCUAGGAUUGAGAUAAUGGAAAAAAAGGGUUAUGUUUGAGCUUUUUAAUUGUACUAAUGUCUUUAUGUUUUAGACUAUGUAUUAUUGAGCUUUAUGUAUAAUUGAGGUUCUGAUCAUGAUUGAGGCAUAUGUAUUAUUGGACAAUCUUUUAUUUGCUUUUGUCAGGUAUGAACAAUAUUUGAUUAA
Messenger RNA from Tripterygium wilfordii, 1659 nucleotides. RefSeq names its product glutathione S-transferase T3-like. The record is from RefSeq and is a predicted model, not a curated record. NCBI's taxonomy places the organism in Eukaryota, Viridiplantae, Streptophyta, Magnoliopsida, Celastrales, Celastraceae. The transcript has 2 exons. The coding region runs from base 631 to 1089 and encodes 152 amino acids.